Molecule: messenger RNA, 4006 nt
Organism: Rhagoletis zephyria (snowberry fruit fly)
Lineage: Eukaryota; Metazoa; Arthropoda; Insecta; Diptera; Tephritidae
Gene: Tti1
Product: Telo2 interacting protein 1
Cellular component (GO): cytoplasm
Source: RefSeq, a predicted model, not a curated record
UACAUCGCAAGGAGCCGGCGUGUUUGCAUUUUCUUGCAUUGAGUUUUAUCCAUAUGAAAAAUUUCGCGUGAAAAUUUAAAUUAAAUGUAAGGUUAAAAAUGGCUUCGUUUGAGCAAUUUGUUCUCAAAGUAAAACCAGCACUUGAUAUGUUUCUACGUGCGCCGAACAGAGCCCACUUGGAGCGCUUGAGGAGUGAACUCACGCAAUUUAAUUUCCGACAAAUGAAAGUAUUCCAUGGACAGAUACUCGCGCCAUUGGUACUUAAGUUAGAAGAGCUUAACGGAGUAAGCCAGGAUUUAAUGGCAGGCAUUUUAGAUUGCGUUCGCAUUGUUGUAUCCAAAUUAUAUUUGGAAGAUGUUCAAGAGCUGCGCACUUUACUAGUAAUUGUGCUAAAGCAAGUCCGUGAACCGGGUGCAAUUGCAACUCGAACCAAUUUGAGUGAGGAAUUAAAACUAGCUUCAGCUCAGUGCACUUCAGAGGUAUUGCGUCGGUCCAGUAGCGACGUGCUCGAAUCAUUUUAUACACAACAAUCUGCAGUGCUUUUAGGCCAAAUAUUGCUAUCUUUGGUCGAAUUUAUUGAAAAAGAAAAAUAUCGUAAAUUAGUAACCGCUUCUCUUGAGUGCCUAAUGACAGUUUUCUAUGUUCAUAAUGAAGCGGAGUUCACUGAUGUAGUGCUACGAAAUCAAGUUGCGGACACAACUUUUAUAUUUCUGCCUAAAAUUGUUACGGUCUUAUUAAAGACUUGCCUUGCUGAUGAUAAAUUAGGUGAAACACUAAAAUCAAUAGCCAUUAAAGCGUUGAGUCGCGUAUUAUGUGUAGUUUUCGACCAAUCGAAUGAGGCCAUAAUCAAACGUAGUUACAGUAAAGAUGAGUUUAAAACCCUAAUUCAUACUGUUCUACAACAAAGUCUCAAAUUUCCCGAUAAAGACGAUAUGAUUAGCAGCAAAUGUUCAAAAGAACAGAUAGAAGAUCGACUCAAGCUCAUGCAAAGCAACGGCCGCUCUAAAGAGUGGUUUCAUGAAACAUCCAAAAAACUCCGUAUAGUUUAUACACAGACAAGCAUUUUGCGCUCACAUGAAUCCGUCCUUGUUCGCACAGAAUAUGCACGCAUGUGCUGUACUCUAAUAGAACGUUGUGCCCCUAAUCUUGCAAGUAACUUUUUGAAUUUGCUAGAAAAUGUAAUAGCCAUGUCAGAGGAUGAGGACAAACUUAUAAGACGAAUGUGUGUGCAGACACUAUCGCAACUGCAACAAGUAGGUAGUGACAACGAGACUAUUUUCGAUGAAUACGCUGAGACGUUGUUCGAUGAACAUCUAGCCAAACUGCCUCGUAUAAUUUACCGUUGCGUAGAUGUUGAACAAAAUGCUGAGUUAAUUUUUUUAAAAGGAUUUCUAAACAAUUUAAGUGCUUCGAGAAUAAAUUGUUUAUUUUUGGUUCCGAAAAAUUUAGAAAUGCUUUGUAGGUGUCUAUUGUCUGCAGUGGAUAUGAAAACAAGCCGCGAUUUAUUAAAAGAAGAAUAUGCUACUAAGGAAGUAGUGGAAUCUGAUUAUGCUGAGGCUUCAAAACUGCAUUGGAGGCAAUAUAAAUAUUUAAAUAGUGAGCGUUGCGUUAAUUUAGUAAAGGAUAUUUGUGAAACUUUGGGCAAGACCAAGGGCCUUAAUCGUUUGGUUUACGACUUUCUAUUGGAACUGUUGGCUCAAAAUCAUGAGUCCAUGAAUGAGAUACUACUUUUACUGCUUUGGGUAGGCACAGUUGCCAAAAAAGACAAAGAUCAUAAUGAUUUGGAAUUGGUGGAAACUCUUAUUGAAGAAAUACUAAAUGACCACCAUUGGUACUUAGCAUUGAAACCGGAUGCGAAUUGGCGACUUAAAGUAGAUAAACCAACUGACUGGUUUGUGGAUCGGACACCGGGUUUAUAUGAAUCCGCGGUUGAAAUUCGAACACAAGACGUGGAUUCCGAUGAUGAGAAAAAUUUUGAUGAAGUGAACAAAUCUGAACGUGUAACAAUGUUGGAUGCCCAAUUCAAUGUGCUGCACACAUGCCUAGCACUGGACGUUUUAGGGCACUGCUCAUUGUUUUACGGCGACAGGUUUGACCGUUACAUAUUUCGCUGUCUUCACAAAGUGCUUUUGAAAGUGGCAAGUAGCAAUACAAUAGUUAACCAAGCGGCCAACUUUUGUCUGGUUUCCAUACAAAAGGCUCUGAAAUUCGCACAAGUCACACAUUUAAUAGAAACACACACAGAUUACAUCAGUUAUCACCUCAAUUCAAUCUUAAAGCGGUCACCCGAGAGUUAUGCUGCCGUGGACAUACUCACAGUUGUGCUACAGCUAAGCAGUAGAAGAUCGUUGCCGCAUUUAGAGAGCAUUUUCCAAACGAUUCGCAACGAAUGCAGCAAAUCCCAACAAUCUGAAAAUAUUGAUGCUUUUUUGCGUGUCUUUAAUGCGUUCCUGCGAAAUGUUGCCCGUUGGAAGAUAACUAGCAAUGCUGAUGUCGCGUCUGUGACGAUGCAAGUGGAGGAAAUGCAAGACGUCGAUCCUCUGCGAAAUUGGCUAGAUAUUUUGGAAAGGCCUAGUCCUUUCGAAGAAAGUGAUGCCUCUAAUAUGGAAAGCUUAUCAAAUGCAAAUCCUGCAACCAGCGCUGCUGAUGAUGUUGAUAUGAAGGAUGAAGAGGUGGACUUAAAACCACAAUUGCCACGUCAUAUUGAGAUGGUUAAAGACAUAAUAAAUCAAGUACUGAAAUACGUUGGAUUUAGAGAAACAACUCAUCAGAUACUUGCCCUCGAGUGUUUGGCUUGUGGGGUGCCUUUGCUGCAUGACUACGAGGAUGAGCUUCUGCCACUUGUACAUUUAAUAUGGUCACCUUUAGUAGAGAAGUUCCGCAAUAAGGAUGCAGUUGUUUUGAACCGCUGUUUUACUUUGUUGAAUGUGCUUGCGACUUAUGCCAAGGAAUUUAUAUUAAAACGUAGCGUAAACGAUGUAGUACCCUUUUUAAAUGAUUUUUUGAGAAACACAGCUAAGCAUAGCAGAGUAGAGGGAAUUACAGUUCAAACACAAGAGUAUAAACUACAAGUGAUUCUGCUCGAAAACCUUGCUAAUCUCAUUCAGAGCAUACAAAUUGAUGGUAAGCAUUUAAAUGAAAUCGCUGAAAAUGUUUCCUUAUAUCUUGCCAAAGAGCAGCCGAGGGAAUUGCAAGAUUUAGCUGUAAAGUUUUACCACAGCCUUUAUUUAUAUAAUGGACCUCUAACGUAUAUGGUUGUGCUGAAGAAAGCGCAUAUAAGUAAUUAUAGAGAAAAUGCAGAAAAAGUGUUAAUGUAUUUGCUUAAAAAAUGUACAACAGCUGUAAUUAAAUAAGGUAAUUCAUAAUUUAAGAAAAAAAAAAAUCAUUUUAAAAAAGUUGGUUUAAACGGUUUUAUAAAGGCAUACAUAGUUCAGCUUAAACAAGAAUAAUCAGGUUGCCCAAUCGCUCUAUUCGCACAGCUCGAUGUCUAAUAAGAUUGUAAACAGAAUAAUGAUGAUUAGUAUUUUGAAAAGAGGACAUCGUGCUGAAAAUUUUCGUUGAACAGUGGUUAAGGGGUUAUGGCGUAUUCUACUUUUUCAUAAUUUUUUUGCUUAAAUGCUGUGGAAGUUUUAUUGUUCGCCCUUAAUUUUUGAUAAGAAAUAUUUUCUCGACAAUGGCCAGUUCUCUUUCAAAAUUAUACCAUGCUUAAUCUGUUGUCGAAAAAAGUUUAAAUUUGUUGGACUGUGUAAUUAAGGGCAGUGAAUUAUUUUGCACGAAUAUGCAUAUGUACAUACAUAUGUAACAGUGAUGGGCAAAAUUUUAUUUUCUAAAUACUAAGUACAAUAGUAUUUCUAGGUUUCUAGGUUGAAGUAAACACCAUAGGACUAUCUACUAAUUUUGUUGGAUGUUACUAAAUACCAAGUAAUUUAGUAUUUACUUAUUUACACAGUACAAAAUACUAAGUAUAAAAGUAUUUGGUUAAUUUCAUUCAAACAAAACACCAAAU